AUGUCGCUGGCCGCGUUGUUGAACGACGAGGACCGCGAAGCGGGCCGUGAAGCGGGCGGUGAAUCGUACGUACAGGCCCUGAUGGACGAGUUUCAGCAAGUGGCGCGGCGAGACCGUGUCGAGCAGCGGUACCAGGACUGGAAGAUGCUGAACUACCAGGAAUUCGAAGUGGUGGGCGAGUGGAACAACCAAGCCCGGGAGCUGGGCAGCCACGGGUGCGAGAAGCUCGUGGCGAACAUGGAGGAGAAACGACAAGAAGCAGCGCGGUUGCAGGAGUUCCUGGAACAGCGUGAACGGGCUGUGGAACAGUACUGGGAGCGGCAAGACCGCGCUCGCGAGCUGCGAGCGCGUGAGGAAGAAGAAGAGCGUGCGGAACGGGCAGAGUGUGCGAAGCGCGCCGAGAGAGAAGCUGUGGGCCGAAAGGGACCCGUGGUGAGUGGCGACGACAAGAUCGAGGCCAGCGUUGAAAACAGCGACGAGGACGUCGAAGACGUCGAAGACGUCGAGGAUGUUGACGAAGACGUCGCCAACGGAGAAGACUACGAGCCCGAGGAAGUCGUUUUUCAAGACGACGACGCCAACGACAAAGAUUUCAUGCUGGAAGACGACGCCAAGUCGGACGCCGGCAAGCCCAAGAAGGUCGACCUGUCGUCCGAGCGCAACAAGAUCCGGCGCGAGAUCGCGAAAAUGGUGAACAAGAACAAGAACGUCAAGGCCAAGAAACGGAGAUUCACGAACUCGACGAUAAUCGACCACGAUCCGGGCGAGAAACUGGAGCUCAAGAUCACGCUCAAGCAGUACCACGUGCGGCAGCUCAAGAAACUCAUCGCGGAGCAGAAACGACUUCGUGAAGAAGCCGCUGCAGGCUACAAUGGAGGCGGCGAAAACGGCGGCAUCAGUGGUGCCGGUGCCGCUGGCGCUGGCGCCGGUGAAAACGGGGACGGCGACAACAGCGCCGGCGGCGCAGGUGCAGGAGGUCCCGCCGCGAAACGACGCAAGACUGGCAAAAGCGACGGUACCGGUGGCAUACAAUCGACUGUCGACGGGUUGCCCACAUACGGCAUGAAGAUGACCGUUAAAGAAGCCCGCGCCGUCCAGCGUCACUACGACAACACCUAUUUCACGAUCUGGAAAGAUUUGGCGCGCAAGGACUCGGCCAAGAUCGCCCGGCUCGUACAACAGAUGCAAACUACACGGGCUCUCAACUGCAAAAAAACGUCGUCGUUAGCGGCACGCGAAGCCCGCAAGUGGCAGAUGCGUAAUUUCCGACAACUCAAGGAUUUCCAAACCAAGGCCCGCCGUGGUGUGCGCGAGAUGUCUAGCUUCUGGAAGAAAAACGAGCGUGAGGAAAGAGACCUCAAGAAGAAAGCCGAGAAGGAGGCCAUGGAACAUGCCAAGCGCGAAGAAGAAGAACGUGAAAACAAACGGCAAGCGCGGAAACUCAACUUCUUACUCACGCAAACGGAGCUUUACUCGCAUUUUAUCGGCAGCAAGAUUAAAACCGAUGAGCUCGAGGGCAAUAUGGCCGAUUCUACGCUGAAAAACAAGCCCAAAAACGAUUCCAAAUUGGAUCACAUCGAUUUGGCCAAGACGCAGGCCGCGAAAAACGAUUUCCACGCGAUCGAUUUCGAUAACGAAAACGAUGAGGAUUUGCGGUUGAAAGCGGCCCAAAAUGCUUCUAACGCAUUGCUUGCCACCCAGGCCAAAGCUCGUGAAUUCGAUGCCAACCCAGACGAGGACGAAGAACUCAAUUUCCAAAAUCCAACUUCCCUCGGCGAAAUUACCAUUGAUCAACCUAAAUUACUCACUUGCACUUUGAAAGAGUACCAGCUCAAGGGCCUUAACUGGCUUGCAAACCUUUACGACCAAGGUAUCAACGGUAUCUUGGCAGACGAGAUGGGACUUGGUAAAACCGUGCAAUCUAUUUCGGUGCUGGCACACCUCGCCGAAAGGUACAACAUCUGGGGGCCCUUCAUAGUCGUCACUCCAGCAUCCACUUUGCAUAACUGGGUCAACGAAAUCUCUAAAUUUGUUCCUGAUUUCAAAAUCCUUCCUUAUUGGGGGAACGGAAAUGAUAGAAAAGUGCUCAGAAGAUUUUGGGACCGGAAACAUUUACGGUACGGCAAAAAUGCGCCCUUCCAUGUCAUGAUCACAUCUUAUCAAAUGGUAGUCUCGGACGCGGCCUAUUUGCAAAAAAUGAAAUGGCAGUAUAUGAUUCUCGAUGAAGCACAGGCCAUCAAAUCCUCACAAUCUUCGCGCUGGAAAAACUUGUUGAGCUUCCACUGCAGAAAUCGACUUCUGUUGACCGGUACACCCAUCCAGAAUAAUAUGCAGGAGUUAUGGGCCCUUUUACAUUUUAUCAUGCCCUCUUUGUUCGAUUCCCAUGACGAAUUCAGCGAUUGGUUUUCUAAAGACAUCGAAUCUCAUGCGCAAUCCAAUACGAAGUUGAAUCACCAGCAAUUACGGAGACUGCACAUGAUUCUGAAACCUUUCAUGUUGAGACGUAUAAAGAAGAAUGUGCAGUCGGAAUUGGGCGAGAAAAUCGAGAUCGAUGUUAUGUGUGAUUUAACCCGAAGACAGUCAAAGCUCUAUCAAGUGCUUAAGUCUCAGGUAUCUGCUGCUUACGAUGCAAUCGAAAAUGCAGCCGGGAACGACGAAGCAUCUUCUGAUCAAAACCUUAUCAAUACCGUGAUGCAAUUCAGGAAAGUUUGCAAUCAUCCGGAUCUUUUUGAAAGAGCGGAUGUGAGCAGCCCUUUUGCGUUCGCAGAAUUCGGCGAAACUGCGUCUCUUUUGCGCGAAAGUGAUGAAUUGGAUGUCACGUACUCAACAAAGAACUUCAUUACUUACACUAUGCCGCGACUGAUCUACAAUGAGUUGUUGAUUCCAAGCGUAAACAGCGCCAAAAGCAUCAAAGACAAAUUUCUCAAUCAUUCCAUGAAUAUUUUGCAUCCAAUGAACUCAAGACAACUGUGUCUCGCAUUGGCAUUACUCACCGAUUCUUCUGAAAAUGAUCUUUUCAAAAAUUCUCAAACUAAUGUGCUCCGCAAGGCAAUUCAGCUUGCAAGCUCUUGCGAUUAUUCCAUUGACGAACUCAAAGCCAGAUCUCUCCGCGUGGCACAUUCAUUUUCUGUGCCCGAUAGAACGACUUUACUUGUUAACCAAAGCCACCAAACGACAGGUGGCGUUUUAGAAUCUUUGCUGAAUGUCAAAUCUCAAAUUUACGAAGAUCAGUACAUGAACGUUUGGCAACCUGCAUAUCAUCCUGCAGCUUGCGCUCCUCCAGUUGAACUCAAAGUUUUGGGUUCUAAGCAUUUCGAUUCCACCUUUAAGAGAGAGCUUUUCGAGCCGAAGGUCACUCGGGCUCUAAACCCAAUAGCACCAAGAAUUCAACAAGAGAUGUUCACCAAGCAUAAAAUCCCUGUUUCUGAAUUCCCUAAAUCUGACCUGUAUCCAAAGCCUCUUAACAAGAGCUUCACUUCCACCAUAUCUAUGCCUUCGAUGGAUAGAUUUAUCACAGAGUCCACGAAAUUAAAGAAGCUCGAUGAGAUGCUGGUGGAUCUCAAGAAGGGCGACCAUAGAGUUCUAAUUUACUUUCAAAUGACGAAAAUGAUGGAUUUGAUGGAAGAGUAUCUGACAUACAAACAGUACAAACAUAUUCGUCUUGACGGUUCUUCAAAGCUUGAAGACCGUAGAGACCUUGUCCACGAUUGGCAAACAAGACCAGAAAUUUUCAUUUUCCUGCUCAGUACAAGGGCCGGUGGACUUGGUAUCAACUUAACAGCAGCAGAUACGGUCAUUUUUUAUGAUUCAGAUUGGAACCCUACCAUAGAUUCACAGGCCAUGGAUAGAGCUCAUAGAUUGGGUCAAACGAGACAAGUCACUGUCUACAGAUUGCUUAUCAAAGGAACCAUAGAGGAAAGAAUGAGAGACAGGGCAAAACAAAAAGAACAUGUUCAGCAAGUCGUCAUGGAGGGCAAGACUCAGGAGAAAAACAUUCACGAAGUGUCCGCAAAUGGCGUAUCCGCCUUUCCCCGUGCAAAUACUAAGUUUUAA
Lachancea mirantina is the source of this 4053-nucleotide messenger RNA. Lineage: Eukaryota; Fungi; Ascomycota; Saccharomycetes; Saccharomycetales; Saccharomycetaceae. The record is from the annotation of a GenBank genome assembly.